Fonsecaea multimorphosa CBS 102226 is the source of this 1743-nucleotide messenger RNA. RefSeq lists its product as uncharacterized. Bases 1 to 1743 code for a protein of 580 amino acids. The record is from RefSeq and is a predicted model, not a curated record. Lineage: Eukaryota; Fungi; Ascomycota; Eurotiomycetes; Chaetothyriales; Herpotrichiellaceae. The transcript is spliced from 2 exons.
AUGGCCAUGGCAUUUCCACCAUUGAUCCCUCGGCCAAGGAGGCCAAUGGCGGCGCCUGUCGUUCCCGGGCCACAGUCCGUUCCAACACACCGGGAGUGGGCGGCUCUAUACUCGGAGAUCGAGCGACUGUAUGUUUACAAGCGUCGGAAACUGCGGUUCAUCAUGCAAUACAUGGAGAGGGAGCAUGGCUUCAAGGCGACGGCGCAGAUGUACAAGAAGCGAUUCGCCAAGUGGGGUUUCCAGAAGAAUGCCAGACGCUCUGCUACUGCUGCGCCGACGCCAUUAAAGUAUGAAUGCAGGAAGGACGUGAGCAGAAGGCCUAGCCCGGUAAGCGCUGUGGGCUCGAUGCGCGCAUGCCCUGGACUCGGUCACGAUGAGGCUCUGAUACUCACCUUCCUGACUGGGGUGCGGGUAUGCAGCCUGGCAUUUUUCGAGCCGUUGCAGUCUCAUACUGGGUCCCGCGCGUGUCAGCGGCAGCAGACCUGGGAAACCCAACCAUAUGCCGAGCAGACAGACAAUAUGAGCGUCACCUUCAAGCUGGUGGUGGACCUGUUGGACCGAGGCCACGGGAACAUGGCUGGUAGAUUGGCCCGCAAGGCAUUCCUGAUGGUCGAAGACAUGUUGCGGCUCGAAGCACCUGCGCUGCUGUGGAACUUGCUCGAGAUCAUGCACUACAUGGUCGCACUGCGUCAGCCGCAGCUCUUCCAAAUGCUACUGGCCCAUCUCACUGCACUGGUGAACACCAGGACGCCGAAGCCUCAUCCCAUCUCUGCCAUGUUCCGCGGGUUGGGGGGACUCGUCGCUGGUAUAACAGAUGAUACCCUCAUCUCCGGGAGCUGUGUACCGACACCUUCGUCCUCGCCCUCGUCAUCCUCAUCACCGUCUUCAUAUACCGCAGAUAACGACACAAGGACUCGGUCUUCAUCACACAUCCUUUCAUCUCUGUUAGAACGGGGAUGGACCCUGAACGCCGAGCUCCUCUUCCAGCACUUUGACCCCAGUCUAUUCUCGCUUUAUUGCCGUAUCCACUGGAACUCAUGCUCGAUCACCCUCCCAGCCGCCUUGGUCAGCGCAGCAAACGACUGGUUCAGCGACCCCGACGCGCAGCAGAGCUCCUGCCUCGCGGCGGAAGCCCAGCGGACGGAAGCUCGUUCAAAUCCCACCCCUGACGCGACGACGGACAGAUUGCUCCAGCAUCUGCUCGCGCCACGCAUGGACGCGUCGCCUCCUCCGGACUAUGAGAUGCUCAGCGCGCGCAGCAUCGGGGCGCUCCUGGAACAUCGGGAUUCCAUGUUCACCCAAGAAGGGUCUUUCACUGGCGAUAGCACCAUCUUGCUCCGCAUCCUGGCGGUUCUAGUCACAACUCAUGUUCUUGAUGACCAGCCUGUUAUCCUAGGCCCACCAGUCAAUACAAUUGGAGUCGUGCCGACGACGGCGAGGGUACCACGUGUCCACGCUGCAAAGGUGGCGUGUGCGAUGAGGACGAUAAUGGACAUCAAAUCUGAGCAAGGAGGGGGUGAUGGCCUCUUGACGCCUGCCGAGGUCGUCGAUCAGAUUCGUUCCAUUGUCGCUCUCCUCGAAUAUGCCCACGCCGAGACAGAUCCUCACGUCGUGCGGGAAAUGUGGCUGCUGGUAGAUGCGCUCGUCACGGCCGGCAACUACAAAGAGGCACGACGGCUGGCUCAAACCGCAGUUUGUCGGUUAGAGAAGUACGUCCAGGAAAUCCCCCUCCAUUCCGCAUAA